GCAGCGGCAGCGGCAGCAGCAGGUGUAGCAACGUCUCCUGCGCGGAACGUCGAGACAAUGUCCGACGGUUCUAAGAUGGGCCUGUUUGGCUCCAAGGACCGGAAUCAGGAACAGAAAGAGAAAUCUUCCAAGGACAACUCCCCAGCCCGUUAUGCGCCAUACGGCGUCGACAGCGACACCGAGACCUACGACACUGAGGCCCUGAGCAUGAUGGAUAUCAACGAUAUCAUCGGUGUGCAAUCCGGCGAGCAGAUCGGCGACUCGACUCUCGAGAGCGAAAUCGCCGCUCUUUCGCAGAUCAUUACAGAAUCCAAGAUAGAGGACUUUAAGUCAGUGACGCAAGAGGAUUCUUCCGAGCAUCCCACUUGUAGCACUGUCUCUAUCGCGGGCGUUCCUAGUGCCGACGAGUUGAGUACUGUGUCUGAAAAGUCUACAGAUAUCAUCGGCGAGAUGCAGAAGGAGAUGGCCGAUUUCAUUUGUGAUAGCGCGGAAACGGACCGUACAGUUAAACAUGAUGAAGCUUCCGACGUGAGUACUAAUGAAACGGUUGCUGAUGCACCCACCGUUUCUACAUCGGAAUCGUCUUCCACUGACAAGUCGCGCCUUGAGACUUAUUGGUCCGAGGCUGUCACGUUGACCGGUAUUUUACAGAAAACUCUCCGGAAUGAGCAGACAAGUGUUGCCGAGAAGACGGAAGAUGAGAUAACCAAAGGCGGUAUAAGGCCUGUGGUAACGGUCGGCAAUAUUAGCAAGAGUUUGCAAUUGAUAGGAGAAGCAUAUAACUCUGAGGAUUCGGAGGAAACAGACGUGAACGAGGGCGACUCGCCAAAAGAGACUCCACCACUUUCUCUUCCUAAAGAUACUUUGUUGCCGGAUGUUUUUGCGAAGCAGCAAGACAAUUCUGAGGUAACUCAUGUGCUGGAGCAAAAUACUGAAAACUCGUCAAAGUCAAAUGACACUGCAAGCGCGUCUAUUUCAGAAGAAUCGUCGCAACAUGUUUUGCAAGACGACACUACUGUAAACAAAGUAGCAGAAUGUCUUGAUAACAAGUCAAUUUGCAAGCAACAAAGUGGAAAUGAUACUGAAGUAGAAAUGGACACGACUGAGGAAACAGUAUUAAAACAUCAAUCUUCCAAUGAAACUUGUAAAGAAACCACGGGUACAUUUAUCGAUAGACCUGCCAUGUCGCCAAUGCAAAUAACGAAAGAUAGGGAAGAAAAUGAGGAAAAUACUCAAGUAGAAUCAGCCGUUGUUUCUGAUACGGAAAAGCAAGAGAGUUGUACAAUUUAUAGUGAAAAAGAAUUGCUAGAUACAAGAAAAAUAAGUGAUGUGAAAAACGUACUCGAAUGCAAAGAUGAAGACGCCCUUUCAGUAUCUGCAGAUAAAACUCGAGAGUCUACCUUAACCGAGAUACCUGAUACGGAAUUGAAUAUAACAGAAGUGACAAAGAAAAAUAAUGAUUCUCAGGAUGCCAUCGAUGAAAGCUCUCAGGCAAUACUCGAGAUCGUUUCGAUAACGGAUAAAACUAUUGACGAUUCCCAAGAUACAGGUUCUACAGAAAAAAAUGUCGAAAAAACUGCUGUAAUUUCUGACAAUCAAUUAGUGGAUGUAGUUAAUGCUAAAGAAAUCUCUGUGCCAAUGGACAAAAGUGCACUUGAAAUUAUAUCAGAUGCAAUUAAUAAAGAAUUAAGUUUAUACAACGAAGCUACGUCAAUGAAUCGUCCAGAUAUUGAAGAGAAAAAUGUAAUGGCUAAUGUGCAACCUGCAGGCAGUAAUUUGCUCAGUGAAGAAAACUCAGAUUUGUGCUCGAAAAAUAUAAUAAUCCAGGAUGAUCCUGCUAAAGUUGAUAAUUCGGAAGAAACAAAUGUGCAAGAAAAUAUUGUUGAGCAAAUACUCGAGACCUCAGUUGAGCAUGACAAAUUUGUUAAACAAUUUCCAUCUGUGUCAGAAAAAGCUCAAGUUAAAGGUAUUACAUCUAGUAAAUUGGACGAAUUACAUUCGGCUCCAGUCUCGCAUGAAGAUUCAAGUAACACAAUUGAAACUAUAAACAAGUCCGAGGCUGAAGAAGCAGAGGACAUGGAGAAGAAUAUACCAGAACCUGGCAAUAAAGAUGAAAAUGAUAUUCCAUCGAGGGAAAAUGAACCACAGCAAUCAUGCAUUCAAGAACAAGUCGAGUCAUCUGUGCAAAUGGAAGAAGACGAUGUAACGGAUAAUGCUUGUAAUAUAAUACGGGAGGCAGAUGAAAAGAUUACUGCUCAAGUGAGCGAUACAGCAGUGAAAGUAUCAGACUUAAACGAGGUAAACAUGAAAAAGACUGAAAGGGAAGACAAAGGUCAUGAAAUGAGUUUGGAUUUGGAAAGAAUAAUUCCGCGGACAAAUCCAGAGAGUGUCGACUCACAAGACGAUAGAGAGACGAAGCCAUGCGAAGAAAUUGCAAAAUUAUCCACGGAAUCGAAAGAAUCGAUCGAGGUGAAUGUAACUCCGACAACUGAGGAGAAUAAUCUGGAUGGAGUUGUAGAAGAAUCUACCGAUGCCAAUGUACAACCGAACACGAUUGAUAUUUCUCUGCUACAAGAAAGCUCGAAUGAAAAGAUGAAUGCGAAAAAGUUGACGGAGAAACUAUCUCAAGAUUCGGAAAGUCUGGAUGCUUCAGCUACUGCUCAAGCUGUAGAUGCUCUGGAAGGACUUUUGGACAUGACUCUUACGUCGGACAGUGAAAACUCGUCGUUAAAGGACAUGAAAACUGAAGAUAAAGCUUUAAUGGAAGAAAUAGUAAGUAAAAAUAUUGAUAUGGAUCUCUUGUUAGAUCAGGCAAAUGAAAGCGACGCAACCAUGACGCAAAGUUCAGACUACAUAACAAACGUGAUUGCCAGUUGUUUGACAAACAGAGAUAAUGAAACGAGCGAGGCUGAUAUGAAUAUACCGAGUAACGAUAAAAGUACCGAAAACGAAAAUAGUAGCCUGAGACUGAGCGAAGAUGCGAGUACGGAGCCGGUGAGCGAGACGGCGGAUAAUGAAAAACUGGAAGAAUCUCUCGGAACGGAUAGCAACCUGCAGCAGAACGACUUGGACAUGGAUUUCGGGAGCAACCGCUUGGAAUCGGCCGAUUCGGAGGAGAGUGAAACGAAGCUCGAGUUGCCACACAUUCUGCUGGAGAGCGUGCGAAUGAGAAUCUCGAUGCCGAAUGAGAAUCUCCCUCGACACGCCGACAUCCCGCCGACUGUCAUCGAGAAUUCGCAGUCGAGCUCGGAGAUCUCCGAGUUGGAAUCCGCGGUCAAGUUCUUGCAAGAGUCCGAGGAGCAGACGAUAGACUCGCUGGUGCUCUCGCCGAAAAUGGUGGAGAGCGUCGUCGAGGACAUAACGAAGCAAGCGAACGCGGAGCUUUACGUGCCCGACGAGAUGGUGGAUAAUUACGCGAACGCCGAGUCCGAAUUGGCGCAGCUGAGAGAUGCCGCCGCCGCCGCCGCCGUCGAUUCAUUCUCCAUCUCGGAAGCCGAGAUCAUAUCGGAGGCCGCUAAGCUGGAAAACGAGCGGAAAUUUGCAGCGCAGAUGCAGAACGUUCCCAGUAUCGUUGUCAAGGACACCGAGGAGGUGAGCGCGGCAACGGAGGAUCGCCCCAAGACUUCACCCGAUGCAAUUUCUGCCGCGGAUAAUUCCUCGAAUGUGCAAACGAUGGAACGAUCGCGCGAACAAGUGGGGACUGAACCCGACGUCAGAUCGAGCGAAGGUAUUCUGAAGGCGUGCGAGCUGAUGCCGAGGGUGUCGAUAUUGGAGGAACGACUCAAGGAACCGCCAAAGAUCGAGAUACCCGUGCCGGAUUCGGCCAAGGUGCUGGAAUCCUCCAUCAGCCCGAACGAUAGUCUUCUCAUACCGAAGGACGCGAGAGCUGUCGCGUACUCGAGGAUGCUGGAGUCGCCGAAAUCUGCCGACAAAGUCGAGCCGCGCAAGGACUCGGAGAAGCACUCGGACUUGGAGAAUGUCGGGUCGCCGAGGAUAAUCCUAAAGAUCGCCAAGUCGGCGAUCACGGACUGCAGCGAGCCGCGAUCGCCCAAGAGCCCGAAGAUCCGAUCGGCUACGAAUUCGCCGAAUCCGGAGGACAGUCCUGGCCAAAAGUUGGGAAAGAUUAAAUUGAAGCUGUCGAAGGGAGGCCACCCCUCUAUAAUAUCCAACGAGAAUCUGGACGAGGUCAAUCAGUGGCACACCACUGAUAACACGUCGUCGUCAUCUCCCAUCGGCAUGAAGAUCAAGCUGUCGAAAUCCGGCGACGCUUCGAUCGUCGCCACAGAGAGACACGAGGGUGCGGACGACGCGAAGGAGAGUACCAAGUACAAGAUCGAAGAGCCGAAAAGAACCGACUCGCCGAUCGGUAUGAAGAUAAAGCUAUCAAAGUCUGGAGACGCCUCGAUCAUCUCCGAUUCCAGGCAACAAGAUACCAAAGAAGCUCUUACGAAGCACAAGGAGAAAUUGGAGAUACCGCAGGGCAGUCCGAAAAGGACAGAGUCGCCAAUAGGGAUGAAGAUCAAGCUCUCCAAAACUGGUGACGCUUCUAUCGUUCCGACCGAUAGGCAAGAGUCUUUAGAAGAGCAUAAGGAAGGUGCGCAGAAGCGAACCGAUUCUCCGAUCGGCAUGAAAAUUAAGCUGUCCAAGACCGGUGACGCGUCCAUCGUAUCUCCGGAUGUUGCCGAGGAUUCUUCGACGAAGCUGAAGGAAAAGCAGGACUACUCGGCAGAACUGCCCAAGAGGACCGAGUCUCCGAUCGGAAUGAAGAUCAAGUUAUCCAAGUGCAAAGGCGGCGCGUCUAUUAUCUCUAUGGACAGCGCUGAAGAUACGAGAGACAAAUUGGAGGUACCCGAGCCACCUAAACGCACUGAAUCGCCGCUCGGUAUGAAAAUUAAGUUAUCCAAAACCGGAGACGCGUCUAUCAUACAUUCCGAAGUUACGGAAGACACGAAAGAGACGAGACACAAAGACAAGCCCGAGACAUCGCAAGACAAGGCAAUCCCGGAGUCCUCCGGGAUCAAGAUCAAGAUGAGGACAGUCGAAGCGGCAUCGUCGGUAUCGACGGACGUUACCGAAGAGCUAGAUGCGUCCGAAUUAUCCACGGGCAGCAUUCCGAGGAUCAAGGUAUCCAAAUCUGGGGAUACAGCGUCGGUAGUCUCCAAUAAAACGGAAUCAACGGAAGAGUCGAGAUCACGGGAAGGUCAAGUAGACGUACCGAAGAGAACGGAGUCACCGCUUGGUAUGAAAAUCAAACUGUCCAAGAGCGGCGACGCUUCCAUCGUGCAGAGCGAAGCUGAAGAGCAUCCAAGUAAGAGUACGCGUCUACCCGAUGUGGAAUAUUCGAAAGGCGGCGACUCGUCCCUCGGGAUGAAGAUCAAGCUAUUCAAGACGGGCGAUGCUUCGGUAGUGGAGACACCGUCUUCCGGUUCUUCCGAAAAGAAGGACAAGCAGCAAAGACGCAGCAGGGACACUGCCGAAUCGCCGCUGGAGAUGAAGAUCAAGCUGUCCAAGACCGGCCACCCCACUAUCGUAGCCUGCGACAGUCACGGCGAAUCCUCCACGCACAAAAGUAAGGAUUCAGCGGCUCUGGAUCCAGCGAUAAGUUUUCCUCACAGGCAUAUGGAGCAUGCUGCGACGCAUAAGGAGUCCGCGUUAAAGAUUCUCAAAGCCGGCGGUCAUCAUCCGUCCAUUCUGCAGAGCAAUCGUUCCGAGCUGACGAUCGAGCCGGUGCAGAUUCAGAGCAGAAAGCAGACUCCGGCGGAGAGUGGCCAGCAGCAGCUCGAAAUCUCGCCCAAGCGUAAAGACGUAACGAUCUCGCCGGUUGAGAGCAAGAAGUCCAAGCUGGAGGCGCAGCUCUCACAUAUCCUGCCGGAGGUCACCAUCCAACCGGUCAUGUGUCGGGAUCAGAAACAGCAGCAGCAACAGCAGCAGCAGCAGCAGCAACAGCUGUUGUUCGAUCCGAAGACGAGUCUGAUUAGUCGACAGCAGAUGAACGUGAUCAAUCAGGAGAUCAGUAUUACACAAGUACGGCCAGACAACGCGGUCGACAAGUUCAAGGAUAUCAUGUGCAAAAAUUCGCCCGGCGGAUUGUCGGAUUGCGAGAUCAUCGAGCAUCGCCCGGAGCUGAUAAUCGUCAAUGAGAAUUCAAACUCCAGCCAGGAUGUUGUCAUCAUAGAGGAGGUGGCACCUAACAAAGUGGCCGAUAUCAAGGUGCCGAAGAAGAGAGGCAGGCCGCGUAGAAAUCCCGCUGCGGUCCAGCACCCACCCGCGCAAAUGCUGAUGCCUAGGGAUCCCCUGGCUUUGGACGAGGUGCAGCAAGUUCCCCAACAAUUUGAACACAGGGAAAACGAGAGACCUAAGAGAACCUGCAGAAACCAGAAGAGUUACGCUCCGCCCAAAAGAGGCAGAGGAGGACGAGGUCGCGGUAAACGGAAACUAGAUAAUGUGGAACCUCAAGUUGGAAAGAAGACUCGUGUAAAUCAAGACUUAUCCGCCAUUGAGGCGUCAACAACGGCUGUCAUUACUAUCGACGAAACACCAGUACAACAAGAGUCACUUCAGAAAUCUUCAGAACUGUACAAGGCGCUGAAACAACCACCCAUAGAUCGUAAGGGGAAAAAGGAUUCUAAAAAAGACUCGAAUUCUGAAAUUGCAAUACUAGACCCUGCCAGAUUGUCCUGCAUUCAGGAAGAUUCGACAAAGGCGUCUACGAGUCAGGACUUGAAAGCUGACGACGAUCAGCAUAAGAAACCGGUGUUAGAAAUCGUUUCUGAGAGGAUACAGAAGUCGGCGGUGAAGCAACAUGCCGAGAAUAAAAGUAAGAUGUCGGAUGGGAUUAAGGAGAUACCUGUACCUCCCGGACAUUCGAAUUGGCUAACACCAACGUCGAAGAAGCAAGCAGAUUCGACGGCCAUCAGAGGCGAAACAGUGUCGACGGUGCAAGUGAUCGACGAAGAAACAAGAAUGAGUGCCGAAUCCGGCUCAAGGUCCCAAACACCAGCUAGAAAUAUACCAGCACCAACCUCGGAGACAAUAAUAAAUGAAGAGUCGCAAGGUAGUGUCUUGAGCACUGCUACAACAGAAUCAGAAAAGGUCAAAGUAAAGAACCGAAGGAUGGAGAUUAAUUUUGAUCCCGAUGAAGGACCUUUCACUGUUGAUAAAAUAGCAGAAUACGAAUGGCCACUAGAUCGAAAGGGUGAAACCUUUAUGAUACAAGAACAGAUAUCACAGUAUCUUGGUGUCAAGUCUUUUAAACGUAAAUAUCCUGAUCUCAAACGCAGAGUAGUUGAUAUGGAAGAGAGAAAUUAUUUGAGAGAGAACGGAUUAGUCAGUGAAGCAAUGUGCGAUAUGGGAUUAACUGCGAUAUGCAGCUCAGAAGUACUGGACGUAAUGUGUAGUGAUUUUCCCGACCAGUACGAAGAAUAUCGCAAACACAUGCGCGAGAAACAAGUCAAGGAACAUUCCAAGAAGCAGAAGGAACUGACGGCGGCAGCAAAUGCGGAGAGAAACAGGAUAGAUCUCGCAGAAAUGGCAAUACAAUCCGCAUUUGCGUGGAACGCUAACUUAAAUAAAGCUCGGAAAGAACAGCGCAAAUACUGUUUAGAUCUGCAGACUUUCACGAUUCAUCAACCACAGAAGCAACACAACAAAGUCGAUUCAGAGCACAAAGUGGGUCAUUAUCCAGUUGCUCUGAUACCAGGACAGUAUACCGAUUAUUAUCGGGAAUACACACCAGCAGAAUUGAGAUACUAUCCGCUGAAUACUGUCUUGUAUGGACCUACACGGCCUAAUGAGCGUAAAAGUGAUAGUCAGUCGGAAGGUUCUCAGAGUGACAGCGAUAGCGAAUCGUCUUCCGAUGACUCAAGUUCGUCCUCCAGCGAAGGUACGCAAGAUACGGAAGGGUCACAAUCGACCAUGGACGAAGUGGACAUGGAAAUCUCAAACUCAAAGGAUGAUGCAAAAUUGAAAUGCAAGAUGUGCCUGAAAGUCUUAAAUAAAAAUAACAAGAACGAAAUAUUAAUCCAAUGUGGUACUUGCAAUGGAAACGUUCAUCCAUCCUGUAUAGAUUUAACAUUGGAUAUGGUACCACACAUGCAAUCGUAUGCGUGGCAAUGCACCGAUUGUAAAACGUGUGCGCAAUGCCACGAUCCCGCAGACGAAGACAAGAUGCUUUUCUGUGAUAUGUGCGAUCGUGGGUAUCAUAUCUAUUGUGUUGGUUUGCGACGAGUACCACAGGGAAGAUGGCAUUGUCAGGAGUGCGCCGUAUGCGCAAACUGCGGCUCGAGGGAGCCCGGCGGUGCCAAUUCGGACCGGAACAGCGUUGCGCAAUGGCAGCACGAAUAUAAAAAAGGCGAGAAAAAUACUCGGGUAUACGUCUCAACGCUCUGUGUACCAUGUUCGAAGCUGUGGCGAAAGGGUCGCUAUUGCCCGCACUGCAGUCGCUGUCAUACCACCCAAAGACUCGACCUGGAAGCGAAUCUAGUGCAUUGCAGCGCAUGUGACAAGUAUCUGCACUUAGAAUGCGUGGAGACCAAGGGAGUAGUGGUUGAUAAGAAAAAUUAUCUAUGUGAUUUCUGUACACCGUCGACCAGCCAGCACGCGGUAAAGCCUUUAACGUCGAAGGUGCUCAAAUCGUGAAUAUGAUUGUUGUAACAUUACCGUAGACGAGGAAAAAAAUAUUAAGCUGUAUAAAUACUAAUAAUGCUAUUGCAGUGUAUAUUAUAUUAUAUUAAAGUAAAUAAGUUUUUUAUUGAGUGCGUUUGUGUGAACAGAUACGUGCAAGAUUUUCUCCUGGAAUACUACAUGACAAACUAAUUACAUUGUACAUAGCUGCCGAUUGAGUCAUUUAACUUUUACUUAUGGAUUUUUUAUGUAUUAAUUAUCGCCAUAUAAAAUGUGAAUUGUUUAGUAAAAAAAAAGACUGAAUGUUUAGUUUCAAUGACAAACGUAUCAAAAUUAUGAGAUAUACCUGUAUGCAGAGUGUAUGAAAAAUCGCGCACUUUCUCUCGAUUAUAAGUUCUUUGGCAAUUUGAAAUCGAUUUUUAUAUAUCGUAACUUUGUUAAACAUUCAUUUUGUAACCCUUUUCGUAUACAAUUUUUUUAAAUUAAUUUAGUAUUGAACCGAAAGAUAAGACGUCAUUACAUAUUCAUUAAAUUACAUCGAAAUUUUAUCAUUUAUAAAAAUAUAAAUGCAGAAUAAGAGCAAUUAUUUUUCACAUACUAUUACGAGAUUGAAAGCGAGUGAUUUUCUGAACGUUCUGUAUAGGUAAAGUAAUCUAUGUAAGAAUCGAAAUUUCUUUGACCGUAUCUGGCAAUUUUAAUAAUACAGAAAAUUUAUUGCAAAAAAUGGCAUAUGAAUUGUAUAUGCCUUGGUGGUCGAAUUGGUUGAGACGCCUGUCUAGAAUGAAGGGAGGUCCAGAUUCAAACCCUGGCUGAGG
This is a messenger RNA of Vollenhovia emeryi, 9437 nucleotides long. RefSeq lists its product as uncharacterized. The record is from RefSeq and is a predicted model, not a curated record. Bases 58 to 8637 code for a protein of 2859 amino acids. NCBI's taxonomy places the organism in Eukaryota, Metazoa, Arthropoda, Insecta, Hymenoptera, Formicidae. The transcript has 10 exons.